CAGUCGGUGAUCUCACCCUCAAUUACUAGUAGAAUCUUACCCCAACGAUGAAGUCUUCAGUAUUUUUCGUACUGGCGAUUCUAGGAGCCGCUUUCAUUGCAGCUGAGGGCGGCAACCGUUACGCGGAUAAAUACGAUUCAGUCAACGUCGAUCAGUUAUUGGGUAAUGAGCGAAUCUACAAACAGCAUCUGAAUUGUUUGCUCGAUCAGGGACAGUGCAGUCGUCAGGCACAAUCCCUCAAGGACGUUCUACCUGAGGUCUUGAGUACCAGCUGCGCAAAAUGCAGCCCCGUGCAAAGACAAAUGGCUCGGAAGGUGGUGGGAUAUAUUCAGAAAAAUAAACCAGAUGAUUGGAAGUUACUCACAACAAAGUUCGAUCCUCAAGGUCGCUACACGGAAGAAAUCAGAAGAUUCAUAUUGAGUAACGUGUAAUUCAUUUGACAUUAGGGAUGUGAAAAAAUAAAUCGGAUUACGGCCGCCGGCUGCAGUGCGAAAUCCUCGCUAUUCAGAACAGGGCACAUACGCAUUUAUUUUUUUUCUACAUCGAGAAGUUGAAAUAAUCUCGAAAAUAAUUUUUUUGCUCGUAUUAUUGGAGAAAAACGAAAAAAAAUAAUUCGGAGAACAUCGUGAAGACCUUGAAAUGUACAUAUCGUAUUUUGACCCUUGUGACCCUCAAUUUCGGAGUCUUAAUUUGGAGUACCAAAUUUUUAUCACCAGAAGUCGAUUUGAAUUUUUAUAAUAUAGAAAGAUAAGUCUUGAAAAUAGGUUUCUGAUACUGAAUAAUUUCUUUUAAAAAUUGAAAAGACGUAGGGGAGGUUCGGGUAAAACGGACCCUUUUGACUUUUUUAAAAAUGUUAAUGAGGGGCUGAAAUGUUGAUAAAUUUUAAUAUUUUUUUAAUACGA
Molecule: messenger RNA, 902 nt
Organism: Diachasma alloeum
Lineage: Eukaryota; Metazoa; Arthropoda; Insecta; Hymenoptera; Braconidae
Gene: Csp1
Product: ejaculatory bulb-specific protein 3
Exons: 2
Coding region: 48-431 (127 amino acids)
Source: RefSeq, a predicted model, not a curated record